AUGGCUUCACCGCGAAACCCACCGUCGCUGCGGCUAAGCCAUCGCAACCAGUCGCCGCUCCGGCGUCAAUUGUUUCUGGCGGCGGCCGAACGCUUCAGAAGAGGCCCAACCCUUCGCAUUCGCUCGCGGGAGCCAGUGCGGCCGUGCGAGACGCGCUGCAGAGCUUCGAGUGAACGAGAACCGCAUAAUUCGCACCGAGGACUCCCGGCGUAUGGGUGCGCGAUACCUGAACGAAACGGAGCUCAGCUCCAACCGGGACUGCACGCUGUGGUGCUGGGAGACGACGAGCUGCAACGUAGCCGUGUUCGAAGAAAAGUCGCGGGCGCCGCCGUCUUCCUCGCAUCCUUAGCCAUCGCGUUCGCGCAGGAUGGCUUCACCGCGAAACCCACCGUCGCUGCGGCUAAGCCAUCGCAACCAGUCGCCGCUCCGGCGUCAAUUGUUUCUGGCGGCGGCCGAACGCUUCAGAAGAGGCCCAACCCUUCGCAUUCGCUCGCGGGAGCCAGUGCGGCCGUGCGAGACGCGCUGCAGAGCUUCGAGGUGAACGAGAACCGCAUAAUCCGCACCGAGGACUCCCGGCGUAUGGGUGCGCGAUACCUGAACGAAACGGAGCUCAGCUCCAACCGGGACUGCACGCUGUGGUGCUGGGAGACGACCAGCUGCAACGUAGCCGUGUUCGAAGAAAAGGGAAAAGGCAGCUGCUACCUGUUCGACUGCGGGCCGCCGUCGCACUUUCUCUGCCUCUUCACGGCGCAUGCGUUCUACACCGUAUCCGUGCUCACCUUGCCCACGCGCAACACCGAGGCCCCCGUUUGGCCCGGCUCCCACCACGAGCAAGAACUGACGCAGCUACGCCAGCCGCGACCACUCCUCACAAGCGAUGCUGGAGCCCCGCACAAUGCACCUGCUGCAACACAGGCACCCAAGCCAACCACAAGCACAAGCAGUCCACGCCAAGCCAAUGCAGGUCAAGCCGAGAAUGAUCAAGACGAAUCACCGGACAGCCACCAGUGUCAGCACUACCAGUUCCGCUGCCAAAAUUCUAGCGAGUGCAUCGCUGUCUACAACGUCUGUGAUGGCAUACCGCAAUGCGUCGAUGGAAGCGAUGAAGCUGAAGACCUAAAGUGUCCUGGUGCAAAGAUACCCGAAGCCAGCAGUGCUACGGCCAGUCCAUCUACGACGACUCUGCCAACAACGGCCGAUCACGCUCGACCGGGAAGCACAGCUGCUGUGGACACAGAACAGCAGUACAGAGCACCUCCCGCCAGUCCUCCACAACCUUCCAUGGUUGAUGACAACCCCCGACAUGGUCCUACAGUUGACAUGGGAGGAGGAAGAAUUCCAAAGCCUAUACUUAACGGCCACAACAGCUUCCCGCCGUUGCCUCACAACAACAGGCUUCGAUGGGGUGAUGAAAACAGCCACAGUCAUGGCCGACCAGAGUACAGAGACCCGUACGAAGAACCCUUCGCACCAGAACAGAAGUACUACGACUACGGGCAGGCCUACCCUGAGAGUUAUCGGUACUGGAUCAACGAUGCCGACACACAGCUCUACCCCAUGGUUGCCGAGGGCAUCAUGCAGCCGCAGAAUUACAGAGCCCAGAAGCCGAGAAUGAACCUUCAGCAGCAGCAUCAAUACCAGCAGCAGCAGAUGCAGCAGCAAGAGCUUCAGCAGCAGCAGCAGCAAAGGUUACAGCAGCAGCGCUACCAGCAGCAGCAGUUUCGCCAACACCAACUCAAACAGCUGCAGCACGAACUGCAGCAGCAGAAAGAGCAGGUGUCCUCUGUUCAGGACUACCCGCCCAGUCGUUGGAAAAUGAGCCGUGGGCCCUUGGGUCCAGUGGAUCAAAGUGACAGCUAUGGGCCGCAGCCAUACGCUCCAACCCUGGCUCCUUACAGUCGACGACUGCACCCCGGCAUUGGAGGAGGCCAUUCAAAUCCACCAGUGCCGGCCUUGGCGCAGAAUAUGCAAGGCAGCAAGCUUGCAGAUCAAACCAUAGGCCAGCAACAGGGCCUCGCACAAGAUUCGCAGCCCGACUCACCGCUGGAGCCACAAGCUCAGGAGCAGCGAAAGCUCGAGCCGCAUCCCGUGAUGCCAGCCAAGCCAGUCGCACCAGCUGCCAACGAAGACGACACCUUCUAUCAGCCUGUUGUUGAAGUGGCACCCCCACCGGCACCCCAUCAAGGUAGUUCAAAGCACAUCACAGAGCACCUGCAGAAGCCUCAAACGAAACCUUCAAAGGCAGCAGCUGGAUCUGAAGUGCCCCAUCAGAAUGAGAGACCCGUACAGUACAGCAGGCUCCACGAGGUUGCUAACAUGCAGGUGAGCUUUACCCAAGUGGAACAAGGAAGCCGCGGCACCGAGCCGGAAUCGGGCAGUGCAGUGCUGGCCCUCACGUUGGGCCUCUGCAUCACAGGUCUCCUGCUUGUGUUGGUCGGCUGUCGUCUCCGACUGGCGCGACACCGGCUAGCACGCCGAGGCGGCCGGUCGUCGCUCGCGCACGAUGCCGACUACCUGGUCAACGGAAUGUAUCUCUAAACCUCACUGUGUUGCAAGUAUGUGGAUAAGUGAAGACAAGAGUACCUUUUUGAAAGUUUGUAUCUCGAGAGAAGAUGUGGCUUUAACUUAAUGUCUGUUGACGCUCGACUUUCGUUGACCUCACUUCAUUGGGAACGCAGAGAAUCGGUUCAAGCUAUCUGCAGAUCGAAAUCAACGGUGCCUUUGAGUUGCCAUGAAAGUUUACACAAAGAGCACUUUGCAAGGAACCUUGCAAGUUUAAAAAUUGUCCCGAAAAACUUUAUCCACAAGGAAACAUUCAACCUUAAUUUCAGGUGUGGCAGCCAAAAAAAAAAUCUAAAUGAGUGAAUGAAAAUCAAGCGUGAGACAUUUUAGAAAGAAGAGGCAAGAAGGGUAUUGUUAUGCGGCCAUUGGCCUUUGGAAAAGUGCCGUGUACAUAUUGGUCAGUAUAUUUGGCCUGUUUACAGUGCACAUUAUUUACUAUUGCACUCAUGUACCACAAAUAAAGACGCGAAGGCAGAAUUUUAGACACAAUUUAUGUGCAAGUAUGCUUAAUUGCCAUGGAUAUUAUCUAUCCUCAAACAAAGCAGAAUAUGUUUCGAUCUUUCAUGAGCCUGAUUGUUCCCACGAAUGCAUCAUCACCUACAGAGAUCUCAGACUUAAAUUGAGAGCCAAGUUAAUUGCUGUUUAAAUACAGAAAUCGAUUGCAGUGCUGUCUCAUGCAGGUUAAAGGCACACUGCAUGAAACAAUUGCACUUCGGCAGCUCAAAAAAAAAAAAAAGUAGUGCACUUGCUUAACGAAUUCCUCUUUGCAGAAGGCAAUUAAAUUACCUUAGGUCAUCAGCACUUCAUACAAAAAACCUCAUGGUCCUAAAGUAUACCACCAUUCAUUCUGAUAAUUGUCAUCAAUGGCAUAGGCUGUGAAAUGUAUGCUGAUGUAUUACUCACAGCUACAAGCAGAAUGUACACAGUCGGCCAAUGUGAACACCUGAUACGGGGAUUUCGCACCACUUGAGUAUUCUUGCUUCCAACCAUCCGAUGAUUAAGUAGUACACAAUAUUUUCUUAGACACACUCUGUCAGCAUCACAAACAUGUGUUCCAAUUAAAUAUAAUUGAGCAGAAAUUCUUGCUCAUUCUUGAGACUUAUGCCCCGUCAAAUUUCAGGCCACUUGGACAAGUAA
This is a messenger RNA of Rhipicephalus microplus (southern cattle tick), 3699 nucleotides long. RefSeq lists its product as uncharacterized. Gene Ontology annotation, molecular function: protein binding. Lineage: Eukaryota; Metazoa; Arthropoda; Arachnida; Ixodida; Ixodidae. The record is from RefSeq and is a predicted model, not a curated record.